CGUAACGUUGUACUGUCUACUUGUUCCGAGAUUCUUCAGUACGUUGGAUGAUUGAAUGAUUGAAUGAUAGAAUUUCAAUUUCACAACGAAAACGAAAACGAAAACCAUCAGUUUCACCAAAAUAGGUUGACGAUGAUAUUUGUGUUUCUUGCCAUCACAGCGCUAACCUCUCCCAGACUUUCACCAUUUAGACUUCCCAGGCACUCUAGGCUAUCAGGAAGGUUGAUUGCGAACGAAUCAUCGAAAGCAACGCACAUAAAUCAGCGCUCUACCUCUGCGACAACAAUACAUCUCACGUGGUCUCCCCAGGAUCUCACGGCGGACAACGAUGGAUUUCGGCCGAUUCCAGACGAUGACUACUUAAAAAAGUACCAAGAAAWACCGGAUUUGUGGCCCGUCGAGUUCUUUCUGGUUCCCUAUCGCCGCCGACGGAAAGCUACGAACUGCAAAGAUAACGACGACGACAACAACAAUUCCGAGACCCAGAUCCUGGUCAGGAGAUCUGCCAACGGAACAUCUAAAUACGGGCUCGGAACUGGUGUUCCGGCAACGCGAUGGAUGGUUUCGACAGGGAAAUUACCUCGCGGCUACGAAUGGACAGAUCCCCCUGUUGUUUUUGAGGCCAGUGACUUUCCCGAAUUUCCGAAAGGUACCGGCAAGGAGGAACCGACGAGGUCUUGGGCCUACCGCAAAAUUCAUCUCCGAGAUGACGCCUUUCACGACAGCGAGCGAGACAAUGACGAUGUCGCUGAAUUCAAGGAUGCUGCGUUGGAGGAAUAUGCGAAGGAAAUAAGGGAACAUUUGAAGACGGAAUUGUUGAAAAUUUCUCGGGAGGGAAACGAGAACUCUUCGAGCCGAUGGGAAAGUGAACGUAACUCUGUCGUCCAGACUAUCCUCGAGAGCGACAAUAGCAUAGCUGCAAUCCAGGGGACCCUCCGAAUGAGUGGUCUCUUUGAAAAACGCAAGAGCGACACUUCGGCUCGUUUUGUGGCUUUCUCCGAUGGUCCGGAUCCAGCGGGGUUGGCACGAUCCGUAAAAAUCUACACGAUGUUCCCACAAAUGCCGGAUCCCAUGCCACUGCCGUCAGCCCCCCCGGCRGRACUGAAGGAGGAGAUCAUGAGCCGUCCAUCGAGGAUGGCGAAGUCCGGUAGAGAUCCGCACAAGGACGACUACGGGAGAACAUAUACGCAUAUUUCGACUUCCAACGUCAGCAACACGAUACACGGCGUGUACCUUUCCUUUGAUGCCACAAAUUGUCUGCCGGCCGACGCAUCGGGUGUUGACACUACAGAGGAAGUCCCCCCGGCCCUUGAUCUUUUUGGCACUACGGCAGUCGAACGAGAAUGGAAGUCUCUGCAAGAACUCAAAGUGCUGGACCAAGGGGGCAACAACAUUUGCACGGAAGAUCCAAAAUCAACGUUCAUUUCUGGCUUCAUUGCUCGACAGCUCGUAAAAGAGGGGGCCAUCGACAUUCAUGGCUCAACGAAUCAAUAAAUGAGCACUACCUACUUUCUCGUGU
Molecule: messenger RNA, 1519 nt
Organism: Pseudo-nitzschia multistriata
Lineage: Eukaryota; Bacillariophyta; Bacillariophyceae; Bacillariales; Bacillariaceae
Source: the annotation of a GenBank genome assembly